CGCGUUAUGGCAACACCAGAGAAGGACCUGAGAGAAGAGAUCAGAAUGACGAAAGAGAAGGAGUAUUGUACGCUAAGAGAGGUGGAGGAACUGAAAAAGAAGAGAACGAAUGUGGAGGUCGAGAAGGUGUUAGCUGAAGCAAGGAAGUUGGAAGCGGAGGCGGAGAUUACCAGGCUACGGGAACGUAUGGAGAGGCUAUCGGUUGAGGCUGCGGUAGUGCCGAGUGGUGGGACCAACUUGAAGGGACGACUGGAGGAAGCUGCUGCCAGUGGUAUGAAGACUGUGAAGCGAGGGAGGCCAAGAAUAACUCCGACGAAGACAUCCAGGAAGGAAGGCGAGAUGGAGAAGGUCAAUGAUCGUUUUGUGUUCAUACGGGAAGAGAGUAAGAAGUUGCGUGCCCUGAAGAAAUCGGGGCUUGAGGCUAUCUGUCGGCAGGAAGGCAUCACCUACAAGACGGUAGAAACCACAACAGAGGAAUUGACGGAGAUCAGAGUUGACGCAUGUUUUGGCAGGAUAGGUAAUGGUGUUGAUGACAGGGCGGAUGUGGAAAAAAGGAAGGAAGCGUCAUCGAGCCAGGGGGGUGAUGAGGUUGCUCCGGAAGUGGAAGAUGUUCCCUCGGACUCGGCUUAGGGGGGCGUCCCGAACGCGGUUAAGUGUUGGAGGAUAUUGAAUGAGCUAAGAACUG
Chara braunii is the source of this 685-nucleotide messenger RNA. The record is from the annotation of a GenBank genome assembly. NCBI's taxonomy places the organism in Eukaryota, Viridiplantae, Streptophyta, Charophyceae, Charales, Characeae.